AUGCACGCACUCAUCCACUGGACCCGACGGAACCGUCGGGCAUCCUUAGUGCUGACCAUCAUAAUCGUGAUACUCCUGCAAGCGACACCAUGGAAGAGUGGAGACGAGAUGGAUACCGUGCCGACCAUCACAGCAACCACGGUUAUCCCCAGCACUCCCGCAACACUCAACUUCACUCCGCCCUUCCACACGCAAGGCCGGCAUAUCCUCGACGCCGAGGGUAUCCCCCUCAAACUCGCCAGUCUCAACUGGUACGGCGCCAGUGACACCGACUAUGUCCCCGGUGGACUGGAGGUGCAGCAUCGGGACACGAUCGCGGCGUUAAUCCGGGGUCUAGGCUUUAACAGUGUGCGACUGCCGUACGCCGACGAGAUCGUCGUCAAGAACCCCGUGAUCGGGCGGGAUGUCAUCGCCGCAAAUCUAGAUCUCUUCGAUCCCGCGGGUGUAUGUGAUGCGCCGGUCCGUGCCCUCGAUGUGUUCCAUGCCGUGGUCGAAAGCCUCACGGCGGCGGGCGACCUGGUGUUGCGGGAUCAACCCAUGCGAUCUGAGCUGGAAGAACGACUGGUUCGGGGGGCCCUUCUGUGCACGGUAUCGCAGAGCGAAGAGCGCUGGAUACGCAACUGGGAGACGGUGAUGGCGCCGCUGGUGUCGAACCCGCUGGUGCUCGGGGCGGAUCUACGCAACGAGGUGCGCGGGCUUUGGGGUACGAUGCACUGGGACGAAUGGGCGGAUGCCGCUGAACGGGCUUCUGAGCGGUUGUUAGCGAUGAACCCGGACUGGCUCAUGUUCGUGGAGGGGAUCUCGUCGGCGAACGAUCUGUCCGGCGUGCGGACUCGUCCUGUGCAGCUCAGCAUGCCGGGGCGAGUGGUGUACUCUGCGCAUGUGUAUAAGUGGUCUGGCUGGGGUAGUCUGAAGCCGUUUUCAUCCCGGAGUUAUGAGGAUUUUGCGGCGACGAUGUGGAAGAACUGGGGGUAUUUGUUGAUGGAGGAGGUCGCCCCGGUGUGGGUGGGCGAGUUUGGCACUCCCGAUAUGCCCAGUGGGGGUGACCAGAACUACUGGGGUCAUCUGAUGCGAUAUCUGCGCGGGGUGGAUGCCAGUUGGGGGUAUUGGGCGCUGAAUGCUCGCAAGGCCACGGGGGAGUGGGAGAGUUAUGGGCUGGUUGGGGAUGGCUGGGAUUGGGCCAGUGUCCGGAGGGACUAUCGGCUGAACGAUUUGCAACGCCUCGGGUUGAUUGAGGGUGUGGAAUAA
Molecule: messenger RNA, 1248 nt
Organism: Penicillium daleae
Lineage: Eukaryota; Fungi; Ascomycota; Eurotiomycetes; Eurotiales; Aspergillaceae
Product: cellulase family protein
Exons: 2
Coding region: 1-1248 (415 amino acids)
Molecular function (GO): hydrolase activity, hydrolyzing O-glycosyl compounds
Source: RefSeq, a predicted model, not a curated record